CACCAGACAAGAUGGCGGAAGACGGAGAGAUUGACAUCGAAGGAGACUUUGAAUUUAAAUUAGAUGUGGACAGUGACAUAUAUGAUGAGCUUCCCUCAAAAAGUGCCAACUUGCUGCCAGAAUACACAAACCCCGCCUGGAUGCUCGAGCAGGGCUGGACUAUGGAUACAUUCGAUGAAAAGUCCAAAGCAACAAUUGAAAAGAUGCUUCAGGAGGAACACUAUUACACAAAUGGCAAGGGAAGUCCGAGGCGAGUAAAGAACCCACGACUGCUGUCCAAGAAGUCUCAGAUACAGAAACAGCCAUGGACUGAAGACGAGAAAAUCAUGUUUGAAAAAUACUUGGAAGUGUUUGGGAGAAGCUGGUCAAAGAUAGCUGAACUUAUGCCAAAUAGGACAAGUCUGCAGGUCAAAAACUAUGCCCAGCAAUACUUUAAACAAAAAGCAAAGGAGGAAAGUAAACCGAUGGAGCCUUGUGUCAGCCUAUCUACCGUGCCUUCAACGUCCAGCGAAGCGGACAACUCUGUGAAAAAUGUUCUAAGCCUGGUCACCACAGCUCAAACCACAGUCACCACAGUUACCAAGCAGAGGAUCUCCUCCCCAAGCAAAGGCAGCAUGCUAGCCAAAAUGCUGAUCAACCACAGCGCCUCCAAGUGCAGGGAGACCAGUAAGCCAGGCAACCAGGGUAGCCCGGGAGUGCCAAAAGUGUCUGAGUCUCUAGGAAGGAAGAGAGAGACCACAGCAAAGUCUGUCCAUAAACCCAUAGUUACCAAACAUAGAAAGACAGAGACUGCCCCUAAAGUACCAAGCAAAGUCCAGAUAACUGUGAACCCUGUGUCUGGGUCAAUCUCCAGCACACAGUCCAUGCCUAAGCCUAACCCCUCAAGUCUCCAGGUGGUCACCCUCUCCAGCAGUGGGAUCGGACAACUAAGUCCAUCGCUGGAGUCACGUCUACAGCAGUCCACCGGGGUCAUAGAAAACCUGGACCGCUUCUGUGCUGUAGCAGACAUUGUUGCAGAGGACGAGGAUGAAGAUGAGGAUGGAGAGAUAGACAUAGAAAAUGAGGAUGAAGAAAACCCCAUCCUUAAAUCUCGAUCCGCAUCCCCAAAUUCAGUGUAUGAACAACUUAUCCGUGCUGCCAAUCUGAACAAAUCACCGGAGAAAGUCAGAAACAAGGAGGUUCUGAUAGAGCCUGAAAAAUCUCCAGAGGUUGCAUCAAAUCAAAAUGAGGCUGUUUCCCCACAGAAUGCUGAAAAAGAGGCUGAAAUGAUUCAGGACACUCCAGAUAUAGCCCAGGAACUCUAUAAGCAAAAAUCAAGCAAUAGUGUUGUGUUGUGGAAUGGUGAGGUAAUGGAUUUACCAAUCCCGACACAGGAAGUAGUCGUAGACCAGGAACUGGUUACAGAGGAGGAACGUCAUAUCCAUGCCGACUUUUUUGAUGGACGACCAUCUAAAACUCUGGAACGUUAUUUAAGAAUAAGAAACUAUAUUUUAGAUACUUGGAAAAAAUGUAAACCAGGGUACCUAAACAAAACAUGUGUCCGACCUGGACUGAAGAAUUGUGGUGAUGUCAACUGUAUAGGAAGAAUUCACACCUACCUGGAAUGUAUUGGGGCCAUUAAUUUUGGUUGUGAACAAGCCUGUUACAACCAGACAUCAAAGCCGACCCUACAGCUGUGCAGAGAUCGACCUUCACGGGACGCCAUUAUCAAGGUCAACUUCUCCAAGCUGGAGUCCAUGCGACCAAGAAAACGGAGAAUAAGGAAUGAGUAUGGACAGUGGGUGGAUGAAAAGGAGCUACAGGGUAAAACUAUACAGCAUCAAGAGAAGGCUGCAAUAAAAGAGAACCAAGCUAAAGUUCCCAAAAUGCCCAAGGUUCCUUUCUUGGAUCCAUUCAAACUCGUUCCCUGUCAUCAUUUCUCUCAGGAGAAACCGGCUCCGUUUUAUGUUGAAAUACACAACACAGCUCUGAUCAUCAUGGAUAUCCAUGCUCAUGUAUCCAAAACAGAGGUCAUAGGAAUGUUAGGGGGUUGUUUCCAUGGAGACGACCAGCACUUGGAGAUCACCAUGGCAAUUCCCUGUAACAGCAUCAGCACCGGUCUCCAGUGUGAGAUGGACCCAGUGUCUCAGACAUUUGCCUGUGAGGAAAUCAACAACAACAGAAUGAAUGUGGUGGGAUGGUACCACUCACAUCCGACCUUUAACCCCAACCCAUCCAUCCGUGAUAUCGAGACGCAGCUCAAAUUUCAGGACUACUUUGCUCAGGGUGGUUUCUCCUUUAUUGGUGUUAUUGUGAGUCCUUAUAACAGAACCUCGCCAGGAAUGUGUUCCGAGUUCCAGUGUCUGACCAUCAGCUCCGAGAUCAGACCCGUCGACAAGUGCAAUAUGCCCUACUCUUUUAAUUACGGGAUGAUCAUGCAGCCGCUUCAGUCCGAGCUUGUGAUGCGAAGCAUUAACAUGCUGGCCGAGAAAUACAGUCAUGAUAGAAACCGCGUGGAGCUCCUACAACCAUACCUGGGGGACACUUCCUGUCUGAGCAAGAUGCUGGAGUCACUAAAAGACUCGCUAGAGCCUAAUUCAGAGGAGUCCACACAGUUUUUAGAAAUUGUCAGCGAGAUCUUCAUAAUGGCAUUUGGGCCUGGGAAAGUUGAGGCGAGAGCGGUCCCAGAUCCAGAACUCCUGGUCAGCCCUCCUGAUGGCUGACAACUUCAUAAGGGCAGUGGCAGUGGUGGGGUAUACAUGUAUAAAGGGGUGUCUUGUUAGCUAUGUGAACAAUAUUCAAAGUUUGAUAAAUGCAUGUUAAUGACAAAUACUUUGUGCCAGUAUUUCUUGGACAACGGAAGUAAUGCUGACGAUUUGUAUUCCCGUUCUGUAAGCUUUCAAAGGUUGCUUUUGUUAAUUUAUUAGUUUGCUUUGUUGUUUAUUUUAUUUUGUUUUUUAAAUAAACAAGAUCAUCUUAUUGACA
Molecule: messenger RNA, 2964 nt
Organism: Magallana angulata
Lineage: Eukaryota; Metazoa; Mollusca; Bivalvia; Ostreida; Ostreidae
Product: histone H2A deubiquitinase MYSM1-like
Exons: 16
Coding region: 12-2702 (896 amino acids)
Biological process (GO): double-strand break repair
Cellular component (GO): BRCA1-A complex; BRISC complex
Molecular function (GO): metallopeptidase activity; polyubiquitin modification-dependent protein binding
Source: RefSeq, a predicted model, not a curated record